AUGGGUUACGCUCAUUUAUUUACAAAGAAAUUGGGUUCUAAAUCUAAAAAUAUUGAUAAUAAUUUAAAUAAUAUAAAUUCAACCAAUAAUAAUCAAAAUAACGGUAAUAACAACAAUAUAGAUAAUAAUAAUAUAGUAAAUAAUCAGAAUCAGAAUCAGAAUCAAAAUCAUAAUCAUAAUCAAAAUCAAAAUCAGAAUCAUAAUAAUCACUCAUUUAUUAAAAAUAUAAGUAGUGCAGCGUCAAAGAAAUAUAGAAAUUUUAAAACAAGUCAUUUCAGCAAAGACAAUCAGAAUCAGAUCGAAAAGAGUGAGGAAGAAAUUUUAGAAAAGAUGAGUCUUGAAAGUCAUCUGAAACAACCAACCAUUGUAACAUGCUGCGGAGUUAAUAAUAAUAAUAAUAAUAAUAAUCAUAAUAAUAAUACUACAAAUUCUAAUUCUACAACUACAAUAAGUAGUAAUAAUCAUAUAUCAUUAUUAUCAUCAUCAACAACAUCAUCAUCAUCAACGACAACGACAACAACAACACCACCACCAUCAAUAUCAAUUUCAUCUUCUCCAAAUACUAAUUUCAAUGGCAGCUCAAGUAGUAGUGGCAGUAGUAGUAGUAGUGGAGGUGGAAAAUUGAAAUUACAUAUCAAUUUAUCUGCUAUCAUUAAUAGAAAUAGCGGUGGUGAUGCAGAUUCCGCUAAUCCACACUCACCUCAGACACCUACCUCUAGUUUGAGAAAUCUGUUUGGUGUGGCGACAAGUCCACGUCGUUCGAGUCCACGUGCCUUUGGAAACUUUGCUUCGUCGUCGUCGGCAACGACCAACUCGAUCUGCCUUCACCAACUACCACAUCGUUUGCUCGAUAUGAUAUUCUCACAGGUGAUCGAUUUCAUAUUGCCAUCGUCAGUGUUUGUCGAAAAGGAAUGUGAUGGAAAUGGUGAAUGUAUUCGAGGAAGAUGCCAAUGUUUUGAUGGAUGGACAACCAGUACAUGUGUAGUGCCAGGAACACCAGGAAAUACACCUGUGAUCAACAAUGGAACUGUUAUCAAUCCUUCACCUGUCAACUUCACAAGUUCAUUCACAUACUUGAGAGAGAUUGAUGAGAUUGGUAAUUCCAUAAAAGUAAUAAACAUGUCCGAUAUCCAAUGGUCAAAAGAUGUUGGUGAUUCAAACACUUUUGGUUUUGGACAAAAAUAUCUUCGAAAUGUGUCAAAUGUUAAGAUCUUUAAUUUAUAUCUUGUUACAAUUACAUCAUUCCAAGAACAAACUUUUAUUUCAAACCAAAACCCAAAAUAUUUUACUCAACCAAUAAGUUAUUGGAUUUCAGGUAGAAUUAAUCCUUUGAUUCCAGGAAUCUAUUUCUAUUCUUCAGGUCCAGAAAAGGAUAUUUUUAUGUAUAGUACUUAUAAUGAUACUAGUUUAUAUUUUACCAAUUGGAAACCAAAUGAACCAAAUUUAAUACCCGGCGAAAACUGUACUCUAGCUUAUCAAACAUCGAAUCUGUGGAAUAAUGUCGAUUGUAAUAGUUUAUUAUAUUAUAUUUGUGAAUAUAGUGAUUUGGAUAUACCAUUCAUUGAACCUAUUACAACAAACAACGUUUUUUUAAGUAUAAGUAAUAUUUUAAAUUGGAAUCUGACUAUUUCAACAGCAUCUCAAAUCAAAGUAGUAUUUUCAAGUCCAGGAAAGAAUGAAAGUGGCUUUGCAGUUUCUUAUAUUAGUGAUAAUUCAAUUAGAUGUGGAUUAUCCAACCCUACAGGAAGAUAUAAUGUAACAUUGACCUAUGGAAGUUUAGUUUACAAAACACAAUUCCAAUAUGCAGCACCUCAAGUCUCUGUUAUCAAUCCUGUUUUUUCAUCUGGUGAAAUUCUAACUUUAUCAGGAUAUAGUUUUGGAAAAAACACAAGUUUAAUACAAAUAUGGAUUUAUAACUUUAGUUAUCCUUGUACAGAUAUAAAAUUUGGAUCUACCAUUUACAUUUUGACUUGUAAAUUAUCCUCAAAUUUAGAUUUCGGAUCAUAUUCAAUUAUAAUGUCUGUGAAUGGUGUUUACUCAAUUAAAAACAAACCAUCUUUUGUUUUCAAAGACAGAGUGCUCUCUUGUUUUAAAACAAGAAUUGAUGCCAUUACAAAUAUGAUAUUCUCGGCGAAAUCCACCAGCGAUGGUUUAUAUGGAACACCAACAUAUGUCGACUCUAAAGAGUAUGCAGAUUUACUUUCUAAAAUGUGUUCAUAUGGUGUACCUAUUCAACAAUACUUGUCCACUCCCGUUUUUUAUAAUAAUACAGCAGGUAAUAACAUAACUUAUAUAAACAAAGAGAAACACAAAAUUUCUAAUUUUUUAAUAUUUCAUUACCUCAUAGCCAAUUGGUCAUUAUUAUAUGGUAACAAUAAAGGUAGUUUAAUUACUCCUUAUGACUCAAGAGGAAGUAUUCCAAUACCAGGUAUUUUUGAUUUACAACUUUAUCAAUUCAAUUUCGAAAAUCAAACUUAUUCCUACUCAACCAAAGAUGGAGGUGCUCUUGUUGAAUAUUUCUCUAAUGUACCACAAUUUUUAUAUCCCGGUAAGGAAUUCAGAUCAUCUACACCUGGUGGUGAUAUUCAACUUCUAGUAAAUCAAUAUGGAAGUUCUAUGUGGCCAAUGUAUUUCGAACUUAAUGGAAAGGUAUAUAAUGCUUCUAGAGAUUAUUCCAUAAAUUUAAUAACCUUUACUAUACCAAUGGGAACAGGUUUAGGACCGUAUCCUAUUACACUAUCGACCGUUACUCCGAAAGGUAAUAUACUAUCUACACCUUCACCAGUAUUCUUGACAUAUAUGGCUCCGCAAAUUUAUAGUGUGGUAGCAAAAUCAGCAGUUUCCGAUAUAUUGAUAAAUGGUGUGAACUUUGGUGCCAAUGCUUCUGUAAUUUCAUUUGUCAAUGGAACAUGUUCAAGCCAAACAAUUUUUUCAAGACACUUUCAGAUCUCUUGCAAAUAUUACACCUAUGGAUUGAAUCUACCAAUCCAAAUAAUAAUAGAUGGGCAGGUAUCGAAUGUAUACUAUUUCAACUUUGAAAAUCCAGCAAUAUUGAAAUUCAAUCAGUUAACUGUGGAUGGUGGUUGGUUAGAGAUUACUGGUUAUAACUUUAUGGAUAAUACAUCAUUUGUUAAGAUCAACAUAGGCACACUCGAAUGUAAAAACAUUACUGUUCUUUCAAAUCUUAGACUAAAAUGUUUCAUGGAUCCACUUGACAAACCAGAUUAUUCAAUCAAAAUGAAUCUAUCUGUAAAUGGAGUGCCAGCAUUGAACACGAUCGAUUUCCAAUACGCACCACCAUUAGUCACAGCAACAACAUUAGGUUAUCAAAAUCAAACAACAUUGUUAACGAUCUCAGGAUCAAACUUUGCUCGAACUUCCAUUUCUGUUUCGGUUGGAAAUGAACCUUGUUACCAUAUCACUUUUCUGUCUUCAUCACAGCUGACUUGUUAUUUUGAUGGAUUGGCUAUCCCAAAUGGGAAAGACUACAGUCUUUAUGUUAACGUUACAAACUUGAUGAUGACUGGUGGUAAUUAUUCAUUCUAUUAUCUCAAACCCGAAUUAUGUCCCUCAGUGAAUGGAAAGGAAUGUGGUGGAAAUGGUGAAUGUAUUCAAGGAAGAUGCCAAUGUUUUGAUGGAUGGACAACCAGUACAUGUGUAGUGCCAGGAACACCAGGAAAUACACCUGUGAUCAAUAAUGGAACUGUUAUCAAUCCUUCACCUGUCAACUUCACAAGUUCAUUCACAUACUUGAGAGAGAUUGAUGAGAUUGGUAAUUCCAUAAAAGUAUUAAACAUGUCCGAUAUCCAAUGGUCAAAAGAUGUUGGUGAUUCAAACAGUAGUAUUCUAAUUGGAACAUUUACAAACGAAACAGUUGUUAUUUCCAUUCGAAUAUUAUUAUUCAAAGAGCCAACUUCCUUGGACUUUGCAGGUGAAACAAUGUUGAUGAAUUCAAACUCUGUUAAAUAUACAGUUACCAUCACCAAUUGGCAAUUUAAAUCAAACCUCAACAUUCUUCAAAUACUAUUUCAAACAAAAUCAUUUGGUUUCUCAGUUGAUGAAUGUGGUAUAAAGACACCUGUUUAUUCCAAUUCAUCGUCUACCUCAGAUAGUUAUCAAAUUGUUUCCAAGUCGGAUAUUCUAAAUAUUAACUUUGCAAAACAUUACUAUAGAGAUAACAGAAUUGUACUUGCAGAUUAUCGAGUGUUAUCAAAUGAUGACCCAUUAGUAAAAAAAUCAGUAGACGAUGAAACACAAGAUUUCAUUUUUGGUAUUGAAAUUCAGACACAAACAUUCGCUGACUCAAUCAUUAUCGACCCUAGCAUCAGUUCACUCAUUAUUCCAACAUCUGGUGAAUCUGUUUGUGGUCAAACAAACGAAUCUACCAAAUGGAAAGCAAUCGUGAUUGGUGUAAGAUGUUAA
Heterostelium album PN500 is the source of this 4422-nucleotide messenger RNA. RefSeq lists its product as uncharacterized. The record is from RefSeq and is a predicted model, not a curated record. The transcript is spliced from 10 exons. Gene Ontology annotation, biological process: sexual reproduction. The coding region runs from base 1 to 4422 and encodes 1473 amino acids. Lineage: Eukaryota; Evosea; Eumycetozoa; Acytosteliales; Acytosteliaceae.